GUUCCUCUCUCAAUUUUGCAUUUCCCCGGGCUUUAGGCGUCGGAGUCGUGACGUGAGGCAAAUGUAUCGCAAAGAGAGCUUUCGGGGCCUUCAGGGCCGGCUGCUCGCGUGCGGCAUCAACUUUCUGCAUCGGCACAUCAAGGACGAUGCCGAUGUGCACGAGAAGAUGGCAGGGAAUGCCGUCUUUCGCCUAUUCUGCGAGCGCUCCGUUGACAUGACCCUGCACAGCAGCCCUGGAGGUGCGCACAGGCGCCUGGCCCACCAUAAAGAGCUCCGGUGUAUGUCAUCAUUUCUUUGCAGACACAGCUUCCUUCAUCGUUGAUAUCGUGCACCGCGGGCUGUUUGGGGUACCAAUCAAGUCAUUUCUGUCCUUGAUGCCAUCUGCCGCGUGUGCCUCGUCUCGUCAAUCAGGUGGCUCCGUUCAUCAUAAGCAUCAUCCUGCUCAGCCGCUUCAAGCAGAAGACGCACAUCUCGCUGCACUGUGCGACGUGGCGGCCGCUGUUUCUCUCUUCGCUGCUCAUCGCUGACAAGAUGUGGGAGGACAAGCCUGUCCGGAACUCGUCCAUACCGAUGCUCUUCCCGGCCCUCACCAACCAGGAGAUUAAUGCUCUCGAGAACACCAUCCUGAUGGAAAUCGGGUGAGGGAGGUCUCCUGCAAGGGAGGAAGGCAGCUGAGACACCUCAGCACAUUGCGUGGUUACUUGCAGCUUCAACUUGUUGAUAACACCGACCCUCUUCAACUCCUUCUGCGAGAAGCUGCUGUAAGCACGAUGGAUGACACACUGCCGCAUACCUCCUGAGCAUCGUGUGGGCUACCUAUGUCGCGUGUCUCUGCAGGGCUGAAGCCAUUCACCCCGAGAUUGAGUUGGUACGGUCGCCACUUCUGAAGCAAUGUCCCAGGGUGAGCAUCCGCCCUUCUUGACGUUUUCCCUUCCAUCAGGCCCUUCACCAGAGUCAGCUCAUGGCUGACCUGACGUCGACCACGCAGUACACAGGUGCUCAUCAAAAGGAGAGAUACUCGAUGCAUAGCUUAGGCAUCGGUCGUGUUGUACAACGCAGAUUUGGCUCCAUCGCAGCUGCUAACGAUCCCUGCCCCUGAUGCCCCGACGCCCUCCAAACAGCCCAACAACGCGAAGCAAUCGCACACACCCAAACAGAAACAGGUUGGUUGCCAGGUAGUCACCGGCGUCAAUCGUGUCUCAUGUCUCUUGGUUGGCAGGCUCGAGCUCGGUCAGCUGAUGGCAGGGCUUUGUCUGUUCCAAGGCGCACGGCGCCGCGUGUGCAGGCACACGGCGCGGGAAAGGGCCAGGUGGAUGGGGUGCGGCGUUUUGAUCCUGCCUCAGCAAAACAACUAUGCAAGACAGCUCCGAUGCAUGCAGCAGGUCAGAAUGGGAUGCGAUAGACCAGAUCAUUACGUUGGAGGUUGGACCUCGAUGGCUCUUGUCUGUCUCCUUCUGCACAGGUGCUGCCUUUGCGGCUCCUUCACGCAAGACCGUGGGGGGCACUCAGCGGAGGACUGUGGCCAAUGUUACACGGCCAGACGGCCACACCAAGGUGAGUACAUGAGCGGGUGGCGUCGGCCAUGUAGGCAGGCAUGAUUCUAUCUGCGGCCUGUGUGGCAGGGCGGCGCUCUGUUCGUGCCCAGCACCUCUAUUCCUCAUCUGCCUGUCGUCGUGGCGAGUGGUGGUCGACGACCACUUGCGCACGGCAAGGAUCUGCCCAAUGGUCCUCUCAUCCAACAACUGAAGAAAGGCGAGGAGGAGCGGGAAAAGAAGGCUUUGGUGCAGGACGGAGAGGCCAGUCCGAAGCACAACGGGGGAACUGGGGGAGAUGGGGUCAAUGCCGUGUAUCAGCAGGGAAAUGUGGAGGAGGGCACCAAAGCAGACGGCAUUGCAGGUCCAAGAAGAGAAAGAGGAGAAGACACAACACACAUACACCUAUUUGCACCAGCUCUGCUUUGCCCAUUGCUGCUGCAGUGUCUGGCCCAGCUGUCGGCGCCGGCGAUCGCCACUCGCGUGAUCCUUCGCGAGUUCCCUCCGCCGCUCGCGCUUCCAAGCUCAAACGUGACGCAAGCAAUCCGUCUCGUCCACGGCACAAGUAUUCCACCCCGUUCCCCAACCAGACGAAGAGGGCUCCCCGGGGCACCGCAACGAGCCCAGGUUCGAAUGCGAUGAUACAGCCCAAACAGCCCAAAGCCAAGGCAAAGCAGGCCAAGGCAAAGCAGCCUACCACUCGAGUGGAACCCAAGUAAGCACAGAUAAGAGGCAGAUAAGAGGGGAGGGGAAACGUCGUAUUGCCGCUCAAUGAACAGGGUGAAGAGGGUGCCGAGGGCGGAAACUCAAAGAUUCGCACCAGCUGUUGGUAACCAUAAUCAUCAGGCAUUCCAUUCCGCCACACCAAGACACACCAAGAUACCCACGUAUCUGUACUUGUCGCGAGUCAGGCAACCCUAAGGUCGUGUCACAUGGUCGGCUCCACGUCCAGCAUCCUCGCGACGAGUGCGUGUCAGAUGGGCCCACAACAGAGCGGCCGGGGGUCAGUGAUGCGGCCGGAGCGGUCCAAGCCGAUCAGAGCCAGGUCCUUAGAUAAUGAACAGACACCCAGACAUACCUAGCAUCCCUUAUGGUUUGUGCCACAGAAGCCCGUUUUUGAGAGCCACCCGAUUGAUGGUCGCUCACCGUCUGCCCCACCCCAUCCAUCGGCCCCCCGCAUGCCCGCGUUCUCAUCUGGCUUGCAUUUCGCCGUCCCGCCGCCCUCCCGCGGCACUGUGGCCGUGCCAUACCCGGGGGUCGUCGGCGGCUGUCAUCCGGUACCCCAAAUGAGCAGGUCAGCCGGGAAAGGGACAUAGGACAUCUGUUUUAUAUCACAUUAUUCUCCGUUUCCGUCGUUUACAGGUUGGUGUAUCCCCCUGCAGUCGAUCGCCGGACCCUGCACCCAAUCCCACGCCACACACUUGGUGCAAAGGUAAGUUUCUGAUGCGCUGACAGACAAUCGCCUUCCCUCUCUUGUGUCUUCCUCUUUUCACAGCUGCUGCCCAGCCAGACCAACCAGUUCCAUGUCGUCCGACCUCCUCUCGUGCCCUUGGGUCCGCUGCAUCCACCUCACCCCCUUCUUGUCGCGAAGGCACCUCCCCCUCCACCGGUCUACUACCCCGCGCCGCCGCCGCCGCCGCACUCACGAUCCCAUCACUCCCUCCUCGGUCAACCCCAGCGGCCUCCCAUAGCAAGCAAUGUGGCGUACCUGAGGCCCUCUCAGAAUGUUCGGGGAGAGCAUGCAGCGGUGAAGACACAGCUGGCGACGCAUGUGAGGUCGGGACCAUCCUUUGGCUCGGCGAUUGGCCUUCCCCUGCCACACGGCGUCCCUGCUCCUGCUCCUGCUGCUGCUGCUGCUCUUGGUACACAAAUAAAUAAUCACGAGACCUUGGUCGGCAUGGUUGCAUGUUUGUGUCAGGUCGGUCGAUUUCUCCUCCCCACCACAUGUGGGGGGGUCCUCGGACUGUCACCCCGCAGCAGGAGGCGUACAUGGCAGCGGAGGCGCGUCGUUUGGCAGCGAUAGAGGAGGAGAGGCAGCGGACGGAGAAGCAGCUGAGAGACAGACACGCCGAAGAGCUCUUCAGACAAAUGGUCAGCGCAGGCACUCACACACAUCCCUUGACCACUCCUUUUCUGCGCCUGUCUGUGUGUCUGCCUGUCUCUCUCUGUGUGUGUAGGAUUUCCACCAGGUGCAGCGUGCCCGCGACAUGCAGAUGAGAGGGCUCGAGAAGAGACAGGUCGGUGGGGCCAACCACACAUAGAGAGGGAGGGAGGUGGUCGCAUUGCUGUGUGCUGUGGUCAUGGUUGUGUCUUUAUCAUCAGAGUGAGUUGGCCGAGCGAGAGUUGUCUCGGGCGCUGCAGACGGAGCGCAUCAAGCAGGAGGAAAUCAAACGAGUCCUCAAGGUGCGUAUGUGUAUGUGUGUGUCUGUCGAGUAGGGCAAUGGAUAGAGCUGCCAUUGGUGUGGUGUGGGUGCAGGCCAACAGGGAGCAGCGACAGGCCGACCAGUGAGGGAGCGACUGGAUGAGGGCUGCGGGGGUGGCUCUUAGUCGGUCUGUCGUGGCUGUCGUGUGGCAAGGCACACAUGAGAGAGAUUGGACCUCACUUGCUGCAUGAUUCAUCCAUGAGCAUUCCUUCAUUCAUUCAUGAGUCGAC
Molecule: messenger RNA, 4185 nt
Organism: Vitrella brassicaformis
Lineage: Eukaryota; Vitrellaceae
Source: the annotation of a GenBank genome assembly